Truncatella angustata is the source of this 569-nucleotide messenger RNA. RefSeq lists its product as uncharacterized. Bases 249 to 569 code for a protein of 106 amino acids. Lineage: Eukaryota; Fungi; Ascomycota; Sordariomycetes; Amphisphaeriales; Sporocadaceae. The transcript has 3 exons. The record is from RefSeq and is a predicted model, not a curated record.
AAAAAGGCACACACAGACUCGUGCAACAUAUCGACGCCAUGUGUAAUGACGGACGCUUGUCUCAUUCAACUAUAAAACCACAGUCAUCGCACCUGAAUAAACCCUCAGAAUUAUCACAACAAUUCAUCCAAACAAGAAUCAAGCCUCAAAUUAAUUCAGAACCAAGCAAUACGUGAGUGCUGCGAAAAGAAUUAGCAAUACUCAUUUUUAUAUAUAUUUCCCCCCUAGACGUCAACCGCACUCUCAUCAUGUACAAGAUCACAGCCGCCUCUAUCCUCCUCGCUGGACUAUUUGCGGGCCUCUCUCAAGCAGAUCCAAAGUGCUAUACUGGACCGACUCACCGAGAGAAAGAUAAUACUGCUCUGUGGCAGUGUGUAGACAGUGAGGAGAAAAACCCACAAUGGCAUGACUGGACUUGCGAGCAGAAGCACUUUCAGUACUGGAGUAAUGGUCAUUGGGGAAGUCCUGGUGAUUGCCUUGGUGGUUGUGUUCCCUGCCUCGAGGGGGCAGCCGAGCUCGGCGCUGAAUGGGUGAAAUGUGACCAGGAGAACAUGGAAUACCUGGGAUGA